Messenger RNA from Oncorhynchus masou masou (cherry salmon), 3763 nucleotides. RefSeq names its product mucin-2-like. Gene Ontology annotation, cellular component: nucleus. Bases 566 to 3763 code for a protein of 1065 amino acids. The record is from RefSeq and is a predicted model, not a curated record. NCBI's taxonomy places the organism in Eukaryota, Metazoa, Chordata, Actinopteri, Salmoniformes, Salmonidae. Gene Ontology annotation, molecular function: NAD+ poly-ADP-ribosyltransferase activity; NAD+-protein mono-ADP-ribosyltransferase activity. The transcript is spliced from 10 exons.
UUCGAGGUCGGGAACUCGGACCUCUUCCUCGAGUUCCGAUUUUCCGACUUGAAGAUCGCUAACCUCGUGGUUUUUGAAGUUCCCAGUUGUCUUGAAAGCAGUUAUAAACCGUGGACAUUAAACAUUUGCACAUGCUGAAAAUUCCUGAGCUCAAAAGUAUUACAAGUAAUUUGCAUUUAUCAGGGAGCUUUGAAAUAUUCUGAGUUUGUAGAUAGAGUCCGAUUUCAUUGACGAAAUGUAUACCUUUUUUUUGUUGCCCUAAACGAUUUAUUUUAUAUCUCGGUGUAUAACGGAAACAAACGUAAUAUUGGUAAAACGAAAGUUAGAUGAUACAAACCUCAAUGAUUUAAUGAUGGUUGCAAUGAUUUUCACCUGUGUACAUUUGAUCUAUUAGAGGACUGCAAUAAUAGUAGUGAAAGAUGAAUGCUAUAAAAGGCCCUACAAUUGGGAAGUGAAGAAUGGUCAGACUUCGUUUGCCCUGCCAGAAAAACAACGAUCUAGAGAGACUUCUGUGACUCUUCUAAGAUACAAAGCGAGGGAUCCAAACUGUGUACAUUUUGAAGCCAUGAGCCGCGGAUUCAGUGAAGUUCAACGUCCCUCCACAGUGUCCUCAGUGACCGAGCCCAUGUGUGUACUCACCACAGAGUGGGCGUGGUUCUGGGAGGACGAGUACGGCAAAUGGAUCCAGUACGCAUCCAUCAAAGAGAUGCACAGAUGGUCGUCCAUCACCAGUGAAGACCUUGAGAAAAGGUUCCAGGAGGAUCAAAGUGCUGUGGUGAAGUUCACUGCAGGCCAGCAGUCUUAUGAGCUGAGUUUCAGAGACAUGACGCAAAAAAACAAAAGAUACGGUACUGUAAGGAUGGUCAGGCGUCGUCCUGUGUUUGUUUCAACUGCAGACAGCAGGACAAAUAGAACAUACAAGUCCUCUCAGAAUUUCAGAGAUGUUCCUGGAUUUUGGGACAAGUCUGCCAUACCUGACAUUGGAUAUAAGACAGUCACUCUUCUGAGUUCUGACAGGGACUAUCAGAAGGUCCAGAGACUUUUCAACAACACCAUGAGGGGCUUCCAGAUCACCAGCAUCGAGAGGGUCCAAAACAGGGACCUCUGGGAAGUCUUCCAGUGGAAAAGAGAUUUGAUGAAGAAAAACAAUGGGGGUAAAAGCUGCAAGGAGCUUCAUCUCUUCCACGGAACGGACCCAAAACACGUAGACGCCAUUUGCAGAGAUAACUUCGACUGGAGGCUGUGUGGAACCAAUGGAACUACGUAUGGCGAAGGGAGUUACUUUGCCAGGGAUGCCAAGUACUCACACUGCUUCACCGGCCACUCAGGAGUGAGGUCCAUGUUUGUUUGUCAGGUGCUUGUUGGUGACUACACACGGGGUAAUUCGGCGCUCCGUCGUCCCCCUCCAAAAGGCGAGGGAAAUCCCACUUUCUAUGACAGCUGUGUGGACAAUGUCCUGAACCCAUCCAUAUAUGUGGUGUUUGAAAAGCACCAGGUGUACCCCGAGUUCCUCAUCAGAUAUGAUGAUGGCGUCAUGCACUUGUCCUCUUCGGCUCCAGCUCCACCAAAAACUGUCUCUAUCCAAUCCACUUACAUAGUCCAAUACCCAGCAUCCAACCAGAUUCAAGCAGCAGCUUCUGCUACUCUGCAAAACCCUCAAGUUCCAUCCACUUCCACUUUGAGUCCAUCUCAAGCAGCCACCACUUUCUCUAAUCCAACCAAUUAUUUUCCCCCUUCACGUCUCCCAAAACCUGGCCGAACCACAUUGGGAUUCAGUCAAUCUGCAGUCAUCAUGAAGCCAGCCCCAAGUUCUCAAUUGGUGGAUAACACCCUAGGCCAAGCUAAUUGGUCUUACACUCCCUCAUUCAGCAAACUCCCUCAUAAACUCAUUAUCCAAGCCAGCGCCCCCUCUCGUACACCCACUACCCCACCCAGCACCCCCUCUUGUACACCCACUACCCCAGCCAGUAUCCCCUCUCCUACACUCCCUACCCCAUCCAGUACCCCCUCUUACAUACUACCUACCCCAGCCAGUACCCCCUCUUAUACACGCAUUACCCCAGCGAGUACCCUGUCUUAUACACGCGUUACCCCAGCCAGUACCCCCUCUCGUACACCCACUACCCCAGCCAGUACCCCCUCUCGUACACCAAGUACCCCCUCUCGUACACCCACAACUCCAGCUAGUACCCCCUCUCGUACACCCAGUACCCCCUCUCGUACACCCAGUACCCCCUCUCGUACACCCAGUACCCCCUCUAGUACACCCAGUACCCCCUCUCGUACACCCACUACCCCAGCCAGUACCCCCUCUCGUACACCCAGUACCCCCUCUCGUACACCCACAACUCCAGCUAGUACCCCCUCUCGUACACCCAGUACCCCCUCUCGUACACCCAGUACCCCCUCUCGUACACCCAGUACCCCCUCUCGUACACCCACAACUCCAGCUAGUACCCCCUCUCGUACACCCAGUACCCCCUCUCGUACACCCAGUAUCCCCUCUCGUACACCCAGUACCCCCUCUCGUACACCCACAACCCCAGCGAGUACCCCCUCUCGUACAUCCAGUACCCCCUCUCGUACAUCCACAACCCCAGCCAGUACCCCGUUUUAUGCACCCACUAGGCCACCCAGCAUCCCCUCUCGCACACUUACUCCUUCAGCCAGUGCCCCCUCUCCCACACUUACUCCUUCAGCCAGUGCCCCCUCUACCACACUUAUUCCCUCAGCCAGUGCCCCCUCUCCCACACUUACUCCCUCAGCCAGUGCCCCCUCUCCCACACUUACUCCUUCAGCCAGUGCCCCCUCUCCCACACUUACUCCUUCAGCCAGUGCCCCCUCUCCCACACUUACUCCCUCAGCCAGUGCCCCCUCUCCCACACUUACUCCUUCAGCCAGUGCCCCCUCUCCCACACUUACUCCUUCAGCCAGUGCCCCCUCUCCCACACUUACUCCUUCAGCCAGUGCCCCUCUCCCACACUUACUCCCUCACCAGUGCCCCCUCUCCCACACUUACUCCUUCAGCCAGUGCCCCCUCUCCCACACUUACUCCCUCAGCCAGUGCCCCCUCUCCCACACUUACUCCCUCAGCCAGUCCCACACCCCCUCAGCCUCCCACACUUACUCCUUCAGCCAGUGCCCCCUCUCCCACACUUACUCCUUCAGCCAGUGCCCCCUCUCCCACACUUACUCCCUCAGCCAGUGCCCCCUCUCCCACACUUACUCCCUCAGCCAGUGCCCCCUCUCCCACACUUACUCCCUCAGCCAGUGCCCCCUCUCCCACACUUACUCCCUCAGCCAGUGCCCCCUCUCCCACACUUACUCCUUCAGCCAGUGCCCCCUCUCCCACACUUACUCCUUCAGCCAGUGCCCCCUCUCCCACACUUACUCCUUCAGCCAGUGCCCCCUCUCCCACACUUACUCCCUCAGCCAGUGCCCCCUCUCCCACACUUACUCCCUCAGCCAGUGCCCCCUCUCCCACACUUACUCCUUCAGCCAGUGCCCCCUCUCGCACACUUACUCCUUCAGCCAGUGCCCCCUCUCCCACACUUACUCCCUCAGCCAGUGCCCCCUCUCGCACACUUACUCCCUCAGCCAGUGCCCCCUCUCGCACACUUAUUCCCUCAGCCAGUGCCCCCUCUCGCACACUCAUUACCCCUGGCACUGCCCACACUCACACACUCACUCGCUCAAGCAACCCCUUUCGCACACUCAGUACCCCUGCCAGGCCCCCUUCUCGCACAUUUUCCCGUUCAACUGA